Molecule: messenger RNA, 1665 nt
Organism: Amoebophrya sp. A120
Lineage: Eukaryota; Dinophyceae; Syndiniales; Amoebophryaceae
Source: the annotation of a GenBank genome assembly
UCGGAAGAGUAAGUAAAACACAAUUGUUUAUUCCGGACACCUAUUGAAAUCCAAAUUUACAAAUUCCACAAACAAACCAAAAUGUCGACCACCCCAACGGUAAACCCGAUGUGGCUGUUGCUCUGUCCGGGCUCGGCUGCCGCUACCUGUUGCAAGACCAUGUUUGUGGACGACAACGAAGUUUUAUUACGGAGAAGGAAGGAAGACAGCCUGCGACAGAAAAAUCCCACCUCCACCCCGACGAACGCCGGCAAGAACAAAACAACCGUGCAGAAGCUGCGCUGGCGCCCGAAGAGGACGUACGAGGACGGCCGAACGUAAGGAUAGUUUGCUUCGGAAUUUUUAUUUGGAUUCUGCAUCUGCUCGCUGUGGCUGCGUGACAGAUUUUGAUGCUCAUGAACCAUGGAAAAGAUAAAUGAACAGAUUACUGCUAUUAACAACACUAUCAACCCCAGGUACGAAGGGCAAUGGUUGGGUUCAACACGACACGGCACUGGGCUGGAGAGAAGUAGAUACGGAGACUUCGUCUACGAGGGAGAAUUUGCGAACGACAAGUACUAUAAUGCUGUAUCGAUUUGUCAUGCAAAAUCGUUGUACUCAAAAUCAUUUUCUCAUGCGAAAAUACCAACCCGGCCGCAUGAAAAACUUUACUGUCAGGUACGAGGGCGUCGGGUGCAUGCGAUGGAGCAACGGAUCCAUGUACACGGGCGACUUCUGCGACAACCAAAAACACGGCCGUGGGCACGAGAAAUACCUAUCAACUGCAAAAAUGUCUGGGUCUGGAACUUUGCUCGACUUGUCAUGCAGGUUUUCCAUGACCAACAUGAUCUGUAAUGGAGGACCUAGCAUGACAGAUUCCGUGAGAUCACUAUCAUGCCUUUCCUGCAUGAGAAACUGCCUCUCAACUUGAUCAAAAGUGGGCAGCAUUUGCUAAUCAUGCAACACAGAUUUUUGCGUGAUUCAGAUUUAGCAUGACAAGUUCCAACCUUCCAGACCCAGACAUUUUUGCAGCGCAUAAUACCCGUCAGGAGACGAGUAUCAAGGCGCGUUCUACCAGGGACUGCCACACGGUGGGGAAUUGCUUUACGUCGUGAUUUUGUUGCGCAUGACAAUGAAUGUGACGAUAAACUUGUCAUCAGAAAAAAGCAACAAAACAAACGCGGAAUUUUCUAAUGCAAUUACGACAGAACAAACACAAUUCGCAAAACAGGUCGGGGUAGCUACAAAAGGAAAGACGGCACGGCGAUCUCUGGUCUGUUUCGCGAGGGAGCACUGGUGGAAGCGGAUUAAAGUCUACCGUGGUACUCUUGCCGCGCGGUUUGAGGUUGAUGGAAAAAUCCGCUCCUGCGCAGAUGACCUCCGAGACCAUACUUUUCUUUUCCGCAUGUUGCUGCAGCCGGACCUGUGUGUGGACCGACGUCGAGGAGCAGAAGGAGAAGUCAUUUGCGCGAUGCUAUCUGGUGCUUGAUCCAGAGUUCAUAUCUCGUCUUUGCGUAAGUACCACCAAAGCAAGACCUAGUACAUUAUAGACAGACAGAGAGCAACAACAUCUAUGUGAUUACUUUGCCAUCCGAAGGAUACUGUAAAACCGAAAAAAGUAUUCCCAACGCAUGUUCCGAUAGACCAGUGAAAAUGUCGCUGAGUUAUAAUGAAAAGAGCUGUAAU